AUGUCCUCGACAAAAGACAAGUCCAAGGUCCACAAGUUGUCGCUGAAAGGGUCGGCGAAGCUUGUGGCUGAAUUCUUUGAAUACUCCAUCAACUCGAUCCUGUUCCAACGAGGAGUCUACCCCCCGGAAGACUUCACAACGGUCAAGAAAUAUGGCCUCAACAUGCUCGUCACCUCCGAUGACCAGGUCAAAGCCUACAUCAAGAAGAUCAUGUCGCAGUUGAACAAGUGGAUGCUGGGAGGCAAAAUCUCAAAACUCGUCGUGGUAAUCACGGACAAGGAGACUGGUGAACAUGUGGAGAGAUGGCAGUUUGACGUUCAAAUACACACCAAGCACAGCAAGAGCUCCGCAGCCCGAAAAGCUGGUGAUAAGGAAAACUCCGCUGCAGGAGACGCCCCCGCCCCUGCUACCGAAGUUGUUGAAAAAACCGAAAAGGAGAUCCAGGACGAAAUUCAAGCCAUUUUCCGACAGAUUACCGCUUCCGUUACCUUCCUCCCCGUCCUCGAUGGAGAUUGCACCUUCAACGUGCUUGUGUAUGCGGACGCAGACUCGGAAGUGCCGGUCGAAUGGGGCGACAGCGACGCCAAGGAGAUCAAAAACGCCGAAAAGGUGCAGCUCAGAAGUUUCAGUACGAAUAACCACAGGGUGGAGACUCUCGUCAGCUACCGCCUUGCCGAUUGA
Molecule: messenger RNA, 681 nt
Organism: Aspergillus melleus
Lineage: Eukaryota; Fungi; Ascomycota; Eurotiomycetes; Eurotiales; Aspergillaceae
Gene: MAD2
Product: spindle checkpoint protein MAD2
Exons: 8
Coding region: 1-681 (226 amino acids)
Biological process (GO): mitotic spindle assembly checkpoint signaling
Cellular component (GO): cytoplasm; nucleoplasm; kinetochore
Source: RefSeq, a predicted model, not a curated record